AGUAUAUUUUAAUGGCUAUGUUUAUAUACGUAAAUUAGGUGCGCCUAUGCGGUGGCGGAUGAAUAUGCGUACAUUGAAAAGAAGGGAAGUUUAAACUGUCAAGCGUCUUCAGACUAAUGAAGUGGGAAUAGAAAGUAAACUGAGCAGCGAUGAGUUCGAGUUCAAAACUGGAAGAUUUAAACCUAACCUCUGAUGAAAUAGACCGCUUCAGCAAAGCCUUCAAAGAUGAGAAAUUCAGAGCGCUGCUGCGCGACUACGCUGAAGAAAUCUCCAGUCCGGAGAAUAGAAAAAAAUACGAACAAGAAAUUGCGAUGAUGGAGCAGGAGAGAGGCGUGGAUGUAAAAUUCAUUCACCCGCAGCCGGGCCACGCACUGAAAACCAGUCUCAACGGGGCUCAGAAGUGCUUCGUUAACAUCUGCAGCAACGACAUUAUCAGCAAGCCGGUUUGUAAACCGGGGAAGGCGGGCGACGGGAAAGCAGGGCAACUGUGGUCUCUGCCAUACAGUCUGGCGCCAGGGAGAGAAGACAUGGGCGCCAAAGGCGAGAGGUGCAUGAUUUAUGAUGUCGUUUUUCACCCGGAUACUCUGUACAUGGCUGGGAAAAACGAGAGGUUUAAGAAAAUGGUCGAUCAGACGGCCAUCGAGGCUAUCCAGAAGCAAUUCAAUGUCAAACUAGACAAGAAAAACACCAAGACCUUGAAAACGAACUACAAAGGCGCCCCCCACCCGACUGUCAUUCGCAAGCCGCUGCCCGGUGCUAGAGAAGCGGAGCCGUCAACUGAGCCGAGUGACGAGGACCCUUUGCAAUUCCCGUACCCCUAUGGCAGUGAUACAAAUAGUGCUGCUGGCAAUGGAGUGAAGGAUAGCCGAAAUGAAGAGGGGAACGCGAAGGGCAAAAUUAAAUUAGACUCGGACAAGCCAAACAAACCCACCACCCCAACUCACGCGAUCAAAUACAGGACUUUCGUUGACUUUCAAGAUUACCGGUACUCCAGAGACUCUGCGCCCAGCACCAGACCCAGAGAGUUGGUCAUUACCAUUGACUUGCCUUUGCUUAAAUGUGCUGGGGACGCAGAUCUGGAUGUGACCGAGAACCGCUUCUUAUUGCAGUCCCAGAAACCGGCUUAUAGACUGGACUUCCCACUGCCUUAUCCUGUUAAUGAAAACCAAGGCACAGCUGCAUUCAUCAAAGCCAGGAAGCAGCUGGUGGUCACGUUACCUGUCCUGCCGGCGGUCCCCGAAGCCAGCAGGCAGGUGGUUUGUGAAGUGCAAAGUGAAUCCGGCGAUACUGUGGAGGAGGAUCAGAGCGACAGCAACGACACGGCGGGAUCUCGAAGCGGUGACACAACCCCUGCCUGUGAUUCCCAGGUGCACGACAAUCUCACAUCCCCUGAAAAUAAAAACCAAAACACAAGCGAGCUUCCUGCCUUCCCUACAGGCGGGCUCGCCCGAGGUGGGGAAGUGGACUUUAGCGAGGGCUCUGUGGAAGUGAUCUGUUCAGACGGAGUAAAGUGUCUGUUUAAUACGACAUAUGAAAGUGAUGAAACACAAGCCUUUACCCCGGUUAAGAAAAGCGAAGAGGCAGCGGGCAGGGCUCAUUACUCCCACCCCUCUGAACACGUCCACGCACAGCCCAAUCAUUUGCAGACUCCAAUUAAAGCUGAAGGUUCUGAUAUUAAGAGUUUGGAAGACUGCCCGUCUCAUAGCGAGCCUCGAUGCCCUCCUUUCCAUCUGAGUCAAGACGAUACGUCAGUAACUCUGUUAAUAGAUGUUAAAGGCAUUGUCAGCGAGAGCUUCAAUAGCACACUUACAGCUACAGCGUAUACAGUUACUUUUGGAGGAAGCGAGUGGGAGAAGGCCUCCUAUUCACUGGUUCUGCAGUUCCCCCCAGCAUGCCGUUUAGAAAGCAGUCACAGUGCUCCGGCUGGGUGUGAGCACGACGCUCCGGUGUGUGUGGUGUUGUCCAAGUCUCCACACAGCGUUGGGUUGUGGCAAACCUUUCGCUUUGGCAUAACGGAAAGUGACUUGCAGGAGUGUUCUUUUAGCAACAUUGAAACUGCAAAUGCAUUGAAACCAUCUGUGGACACGCAGACAAGUCUAAACUGCCAAGCUGCAAGUGAAGUGUUCCCAAAAGACAACCUUAAAACCCAGCAAGAGCCUGGCAUCUGCUACCAAUCUCCGAACAAGUAUAACAUAAUACUUGAUGAAACACCUAAAGCUGCCUCUGUGGUCAUGUCUAAUAGCAGCGGCAAUGUGAACGACAAGGGAUCAUCCUCUAGUGCACUCACCCAAGAGACGGGGCAAGAGGACCACACACACAUAGCAGACGGACUUGCCAACUCUGACACUGCAAUUACGCCAGGGUCUCAAAUAGCCAAUGGAAAGGGUCCAUUGUUAACUAACAGCUCUGCAACAGCUGACCCACCUGCAGUGCCAAACACCAUGGAUGCAGCAACACCAAGGGAGCCAGUAUCUGUAAGCAAGGACUCACCUCCCCAUGACGCUGCAUUAGACACUGGCACAGCUAGUAAAGCCCAGAAAGGGGUCCGGUUGGAGGAGAGGCUGGCAGUGGGAGAUGGGAGUGGGCUGGACGAGGAUGACCUGCCCACGGAGCAGAAGGAGGGUUCAGAGGUCUGCAUGUCUGCCCUGCCCGUCCUUAAGGAAACUAACAGAGAUGGAAGUGUAACGAUUAUAAGCAAUCACACCACCUGCUCUGCAUUCUCUUUACAAAAUAGCCUUUUAUUUGAACUGGACUAAGCGUGAAAAAAAAAAAAAAUCUUUGUAGUGACAAAUGUUGAAGUCUUAUAUAAUGAGAAAAUACAAGCUGUUGGCAAAACACUGCAUAGAAUACAAAGUGUGAAUUCACUGGUGAGCCAUGGAUAUGAAAGAAAGCUUACCUUGUAAUUGUUCUUAGUGUUGAUUUACAAUAAUAUUAAUAAUAAAAAAUGAAUGAAAAGGAAGCUCCCAUUGUGUAAUGUUCUCUAAACAGCAUUGUAUCAAUUUGGUCCUAUAGAGUUAAUCAUCCAUAUCAUAAUAGCUUCAGAAUUUACCCUGAACUCAUUGUGAACAGCAGGCAUCGUAAUUCCUGGUAAAACGUUUGCUUCUUACCAUCCUUCAAGGCUGAAAGCUUGUGCAGAAUUUAGAAUCCUAUUGUAUUUUCCAGAACAGGUCAUGCUACAUUCAGUCAUUUUCCACAGUGUUCUAUAGCGCAAAGCUGACUUGUUUUGCUUUGUGUUUUUUCCUUACCCCAUUUCACCACACACAGUCCCUGGGUUAGGUCACAACUCCCUCUCUCCCACGUUUCACCCAGUCUUCAGCUGUAGCUCUCGAGUCAGCAGCUGACAUUCAAGACACAUGGCCCUUUAUUUUCCCCUACGGGCAAAUCAAAGCUAAAAUGGCCCCACUAUAGCUCAUGUAUGACAUUGGUAAUUAGCCCACAGUGGAAAACUGUUAACGUUAAUGUUGAUUAUCCUUUUGCUUACUUGAACUGCACUGUUGUUUGUUUAGUGCUAUUCUUUCUCAGUGGUCUGUAAGCUGUUAGCUCUCAGAAAAGGAGUGCUACUCAAGGUUUUAAUUUGCCCUCAUUAGUUUCCUGUAUUAAAGAUCUUUUGUUUCUUUGUUGCAUUUUAUAUUUUAAUAAACAGAUAUUUUUCCAGAAACAAUGCGUGCAUCAAAACAAACUGAACGGUUUCUUCAGGGAUGGCAAUAAGACUCAUAUUGCAUAGCACUUUCCACCCCAUUCCAGGUUUUCACAUGAGCCUGAUCAGCCACAGCAUGUAACAAUCUCAGGUGUGUCUGAUUAAACUCCUAGCAACACUGGGAAAUGGAUCAAGCUGCUAUACAAUGGGAGUCUUGGGUUCAUCCCUGUGUUUAAUCAUUUCCUGGGUGUUUGGUCACUGGACCGGCUUGCAGACAGACAAUUUCACACCAGGAAGUAGCAGCAGCUUUACUGUUUCAUAGUCUUUGACCCGCUUGCACAUUCCAAACUAAAGUAUAAAACACAAGAAAAAGAAAGGCAGGAAGGAUGAGUGGAAAGAAGAAAUCAAGUCAGACUUGUGGUUAGCACUUCUUGAAGAAACACAGUGAGGACUGGCCAGUCAAUUCAGAAAGCUCUCCAUUACCCCAAAACACCCUUGAACAGCUUUCAAAACUCAUUUUAAAUAUACAAUAAGAUUGUUUGGUACCUUAAAGAGCGCUGAAAAACAGCAGUCCCUACAGUUAUGUAAUGCACAUAUCUGUUGUAUCAGUAGCAGGUCAUGCCACUGUGUUUGUCUGAUUGCAUUAGCCUACAGCUUUACCAUUUUAAAUAGAAUGUUGUUUUAAACUGCAGAACAUGGAAUUACCCUGCUGCGAAAUGAUAGACAUGAGCUACGCAUGUAUAAGGCUGGGAAUGCUGCACACAGGCUUGCUUUCCAAACCACAGCUCACAUUCCUCUUAGGAUUAGCCUUUGGGUUCUUGAUUCAGAAAGGUAGGAGGAU
Molecule: messenger RNA, 4478 nt
Organism: Polyodon spathula (Mississippi paddlefish)
Lineage: Eukaryota; Metazoa; Chordata; Actinopteri; Acipenseriformes; Polyodontidae
Gene: dnaaf2
Product: dynein axonemal assembly factor 2
Exons: 3
Coding region: 150-2756 (868 amino acids)
Biological process (GO): axonemal dynein complex assembly
Cellular component (GO): cytoplasm
Source: RefSeq, a predicted model, not a curated record